GGGCGGGCGGCGGCGCGGCGGGGGAAGAUGGCGGCGGCGGGCCGGUGGCGGGCCGGGCUGGCCCUGCUGGCCGUGCUGCUGCGGCUCGGCGGGACGGCGGCCGAGCAGACCGAGGAGCACCUCAAACGCGAGCACUCGCUGUCCAAACCGUACCAGGGUGUGGGCUCGGCCAGCUCGGGGCUCUGGGACCUGCUGGGCAACGCCAUGGUCAUGACCCAGUUCAUCCGCCUCACGCCCGACGUGCAGAGCAAGCAGGGAGCCGUGUGGAACCGGGUGCCCUGCUACCUGCGGGACUGGGAGAUGCAGGUGCACUUCAAGAUCCACGGGCAGGGCAAGAAGAACCUCAACGGGGACGGCUUCGCCAUCUGGUACACCAAGGACAGGAUGCAGCCGGGACCUGUUUUUGGGAGCAAGGACAACUUCCUGGGGCUGGGGGUGUUCGUGGACACGUAUCCCAACGAGGAGAAGCAGCAGGAGGCCCAGAAGAGGAGGUACAGCCCUGGAAACCAGCGCGUGUUCCCCUACAUCUCGGCCAUGGUGAACAACGGCUCGCUGACCUACGACCACGACCGCGACGGGCGCCCCACCGAGCUGGGCGGCUGCACCGCCAUGGUGCGCAACCUCAACCACGACACCUUCCUGGUCAUCCGCUACGUCAAGAGGAGGCUCACGGUGCUGAUCGACAUCGACGGCAAGCACGAGUGGCGGGACUGCAUCGACGUGCCCGGCGUGCGCCUGCCCCGUGGCUACUACUUUGGGACGUCCUCGGUCACUGGGGACCUGUCAGACAACCACGACAUCAUCUCGCUGAAGCUGUACCAGCUGACGGUGGAGCGGACGCCGGAGGAGGAAAAACGGGAUCGGGAAGUUUUCCUGCCCGUGGUGGACAACCUGAGGCUGCCGGGAAUGGAGGCGCCCCUGGAGCCCAUGAGUGGCCUGGCCCUGUUCCUCAUCGUCUUCUUCUCGCUGGUGGCCCUCGUCUUCGCCAUCGUCAUCGGCAUCAUCCUCUACAACAAGUGGCAGGAGCAGAGCCGCAAACACUUCUACUGAGCCAGACCCGGGGGGCCACGUCCCCUCUGCCACCCGUGCCAGGGACCCCAAGGGACGGUGCCAGCCCGGCUGAGGGGUGCUGGAGCUCCCUGGCAGAGACUUCCCAGCGCUUCUCUCGUUGCUGUGGCCACCAGAGACUGCCCAGCUGCCACCCUCCCACUGUGGCCACCAGAGCCCCCUGGACGAGCCCCACCCCGGGCUAGUGGUGGGCACGUCCCCAUUGCCACCCGUGCCAGCCCGGCUGAGGAGUGCUGGAGCUCCCUGGCAGAGACUUCCCAGCGCUUCUCUCGUUGCUGUGGCCACCAGAACCCUCCUGGACGAGCCCCCUCCUGGGCUAGUGGUGGCCACAUCCCAGGGUGGCAGGGAGCCCCAAAUCCCUGGCACGGGGACGAUGCCAGCCCGGCUGAGGGCUGCAGAGACUUCCCAGCUCUUCUCUCACUGCUGUGGCCACCAGAAGCCCCCUGGACGAGCCCACCCUGGCUAGUACUGGCCACACCCACAUUGCCACCCGUGCCAGGGCAUCAAGGACCCCCCAAAUCCCUGGCACGGGGGCGGUGCCAGCCCAGCUGAGGGGUGCAGAGACUUCCCAGUGGCCAUCACCCAGCUGUGGCCACCAGAACCCCCUGGACGAGCCCCCCUGGGCCAGGACGAGCCCCUCUGGAUGCUGCUGCUGCUGCUUUUCCCGGCUGGAUGAACUGGAAGAGCCCCCUCCUCGUUUUGGGGUCCCCUCCCCGUUGCCCAGCAUGUGGCCACCCCUGCAUGUCGUGUCCUGCCUCCGGGGCUGCCUGGGGGUGCCCUGGGCACUCAGGGCUGGGCUGGCAUCGCCCUCCCUGCCAGGAGCUGCCCGGAUCCCAGCCCUGCACCUCUCCAGGGGCUGCCCACCCAGCAGGGGGGUCCCUGGGGGGGUUUGGUGGCCCCCGGGCUAGGAGAGGACUUUUGUCUCUUUUUGGGGCUGAUCUGGUGGUGUGUGCCUCUCUGAGCUGUGCCAGGACAGAUCCCCAGGGGGGUUUGGUGGCCCCUGGGCUGGGAGAGGAGUGGGGGGGAUUGUCCAUGCUGGGAGCUGUUUCCAAGGAGAGUUUUCCUGGA
Molecule: messenger RNA, 2136 nt
Organism: Passer domesticus (house sparrow)
Lineage: Eukaryota; Metazoa; Chordata; Aves; Passeriformes; Passeridae
Gene: LMAN2L
Product: lectin, mannose binding 2 like
Exons: 9
Coding region: 28-1050 (340 amino acids)
Biological process (GO): endoplasmic reticulum to Golgi vesicle-mediated transport
Cellular component (GO): endoplasmic reticulum membrane; endoplasmic reticulum-Golgi intermediate compartment; COPII-coated ER to Golgi transport vesicle
Molecular function (GO): D-mannose binding
Source: RefSeq, a predicted model, not a curated record